UGUUUCAGAAACAUACACAGGCACUGAAUUCUCCUAUGGGAAUUCCCAUUAUCCAGGCCUACAAUAGACUUUCCAAAGUCCUAGUGGAAUACGAAGUUGUGCUUUAUCGUGGAUGGCUUACACAGGUUGCAGGUUGCAAGCAAGCCCUUCUGUCAACUCUGCUGGUGCGACAGCUAGAAUCAAAAAAAUGUAAGGUCAACAUUGACCCACAGAUUUUCUCUAUACUUCAGGAGACAAAGUAUAUGACUCACAUGGGCUUAGAGAUUCCUCCUAUUGCCAGAACUUUGUACCUACACAAAGGAAAAUUUAAGUCUGUCACUGAAAAAUUACAGAAAAUGCUGUCAAACAAUGAAGUGGUCUGUAGUAAUAUUCUGCCAACAUUCAUGCCACUUCUGAAGGAGGAGAUACGAAAAGUGGAAAAGUGCCUGGAAAAAGGAUUGACCAUAAUUUGCUGGAGCUCAACUCAAGUUGACAAUUUCAUUUCUGGAGUGACACGUGCAUGCACUGAUCUUGAAGUGUUUGUAAACCACAUUAAUGAUGAAAAUGAGCACAGGAUUGAGAGGGUAUUGCAAGAGAUGACUAUGUUGAAUCUGUGCUAUAUUCCAAGCCUUGAUCCCUGCACGGUUGAUGAAUUCUUAAGCAAGACAGAGGAGCUCUGUCACAAAGGAGGAACAGCUCUUAACGCAAAGAGCAGAAUGGUGGAGGACUCGGUGCAUGAACUCUUGAACAUGCUGUUAGAAAAGAUGAAGUCAUCACUGGUUGGAGGCAGUGGACAGCCCUUUGAAGAAAAAUGUAGUCCAGGUAAAAGCCAUGAAUAUAGCCGAAAGGUGGAAGAUUUUAAUCAAGUGGCCUUUGAAUUUCUCAACUUAAUCUGCGCCAAAAACAUGGAUGCCGUACAGCGAUGUAUUAAGAAUAACUUGGAAAACAUUCGAAAAAGACUCGCUGAGUCUACUGUUUUGCAGUCUGAUCCUUCAACAUACAAGGCAAAGAGCCAGCCAUUAUUUCAGACAGACAUUGUUCUGGCCGUUCCAGAGGUUAUUAUGCACCCUUCCCUGGAAGAGGUUCAAGCCUUCUUAAAUAAGGCAGUUCAGAGCAUCUGCUGCACAUCCAAAAGAGUUGCUAUGUGGGAAAGUGGAGAUAAAAUACCUGAAUGUGAGGGAUCAGCAAGAGUUUUUGCUCAUCAUUUGUCUUCUCAAACCACUGGAGAAAUAAUAGGUCAAGAGGAAAAAAGAGAAACCCACAAUUCAACUGUGUUAAGACAAAGAAAAUUCAAGGUUUCCACAUUAUCCAUUCCUGCAGAAAGUAUUGGCCAUAGCUUUUUUAAUAGCAUAGCAAACAAUAAUGAGAUUGCAACGCUUGUAUAUUUUAUCGCCAACAGCAUUCUGUUUUACAGGAGGGAAGUUUCUGAAACAUUACAUCAGUUCAACAGAUUUUCCUUCAUCUGGGAGAAAAAUAAAGAAGCAGAGCUACAAGAAUUCAUGAAAGAAGAUCGCAUGCUGGUGGAUUUUAGAACUGUCAUUGAGGAAUAUGAAAAACUGGAAGAUACAAUAAUGAGUCUGCCAGAGUACUAUUAUGUUGGCCCCAUCUGUCUGUGCUCUGAAAAACUGAAGGCUGGUUUACUUGCUAAAACCAAGGCUUGGCGUAUUGCAUAUGGUAAUGCUGCUGCUUCCAAGUUUGGGAAAAUCAUGAGAGAAAUAUCAGAAUUCAUAGAUAGAAUUUACAAUCAGCUAUGUAGAACUGUGAAAGACCUGGAUGAUGUUCAUGUGGCCAUAGCUGCACUCAAAGAACUUCGUGAGAAAGAAAUAUUUGUUGACUUCAACAUUGAACCUAUUGAGGAGACUUUUGCCAUGCUGAGUAAACAUGAGCUGCCUGUAGCACUAGCGGAUACUGAGCUUUGUUAUGCCUUGCCUUACAUGUGGGCCAGAGUGAGGGAGCAAUCUGACAAAGUUCAAGAGUACCUGUUAUCUGUCCAAGAAACUUUCAAGAAAACACUGAUAGAUAAUGCGAGGCAUUUUGCUGAGGCAUGUAAUGACUUCUACAGCAACUAUGACAAGGUGGGGCCCAUGGUGCCAGGAGUUCCACCUCAAGAAGCUUCAUCACAAUUGAUUUUUUUUCAACAUGCCUUUGAACAAUUGUACCGUCAAUAUGUGACCUACUCUGAAGGAGAGGAGCUGUUUGGUCUUAGAGUCAACCAAUACCCUCGUCUGAUGCUGAUCAAGAAAGAACUUGCUCUCCUGCAGAAACUAUAUGUUCUAUAUAACAAUGUUAACAAUGCUGUGGAAGGCUACUAUGACAUCUUUUGGCUUGAUGUUGAUAUUAAUAAAAUUGAGACAGAAUUGAACGACUUUCAAACCAGAUGUCGAAGGCUGCCUAAAGGUCUAAAAGACUGGCCUGCAUUUGAAGCCCUUCAGAAGAAGAUUGAUGACUUCAAUGAGAUAGCUCCAUUGUUGGGGCUAAUGACUAACAAAGCUCUCGAAGUCCGCCACUGGGCGGAGCUGGAAAGGCUGACAGGUGCAUCAUUUAAUGUUAAGAAUGACAGCUUCAAGCUACGCAAUAUUUUGCAGGCUCCUCUUCUUCAGAAUAAGGAAGAAAUCGAGGAUAUCUGCAUUAGUGCAGUGAAAGAAAAGGAAAUAGAAAGCAAGUUGAAGCAGGUAAGAGAAGACUGGAAAAAUCAGGAUUUCCAGUUCGGUACCUUCAAGAACCGUGGGGAACUGCUGCUGAAAGGAGAGAAGAUUCAGGAAAUUGUGGGCCUCAUGGAGGAUUCCCUUAUGGUUCUUGGCUCACUGAUGACUAACAGGUACAGUAAGCCGUUCAAGAAAGAGAUUCAGACUUGGCUGACCAAACUGUCUAAUACUAAUGAGGUGAUUGAGAACUGGAUGGGUGUGCAAAAUCUCUGGGUUUAUCUGGAAGCUGUCUUUGUGGGUGGUGAUAUUGCCAAGCAGCUUCCACAGGAAGCUAAGCGCUUUAUCAACAUUGACAAAUCUUGGAUAAGGAUCAUGCAGCGUGCACAUGAAACACCUAGUGUGAUCACUUGCUGUACUGAAGAUGACACUCUCAUGAAUCUCCUUCCUCACCUUAUGGAGCAGCUGGAUUUGUGUCAGAAAUCACUUACAGGUUAUCUAGAGAAGAAGAGGCUUGCCUUCCCACGCUUCUUCUUUGUGUCAGACCCAGCAUUGUUGGAGAUCCUUGGACAGGCCAAUGACUGUCAUGCUAUUCAAGCUCACUUGCUUAGUGUUUUCGACAACACCAAAAAUGUGCAGUUUCAUGACUCGCACUAUGAAGUAAUUGUGGCCAUAAUAUCAUCAGAGGGAGAGAAAAUUACACUUCAGAAGCCAGUGAAGGCAGAAGGAAAUGUGGAGAAAUGGCUGAAUGAGCUUAUGCACAGUGCCCAACAAUCUCUCCACUGCAUCAUUCGUUUAGCAUAUUUAUCUGUGUGUGACGAGGACUUCAAGCUGCUGGAAUUCCUGGCAUCUUUCCCAGCACAGGUAGGACUUCUUGGAAUUCAGAUUAUAUGGACUAAGGAUGCAACAAAGGCCCUGGAGGAAGCCAAAAUAGAUCGCAAAAUCAUGCUAUUCACUAAUCAGAUGUUCCUUAACCUUCUAAAUACUCUAAUUGAGCAGACAACUAAGGAUCUAAGCAGAGUGGAAAGAACCAAGUUUGAGACGCUUAUCACAAUUCAUGUCCACCAGCGAGAUAUUUUUGAUGAGCUGGUUAAGAAGAAUGUCAAGUCACCCACAGAUUUUGAAUGGCAGAAGCAGUCACGAUUCUACUUCUUGGAAGAAGAGGACUUGUGCAUUAUUUGCAUCACAAACACAGAAACAAUCUAUCAAAAUGAGUUUCUUGGAUGCACUGACAGACUUGUUAUCACACCACUCACAGACAGAUGUUACAUCACAUUGGCACAAGCACUAGCCAUGUCAAUGGGUGGUGCACCAGCUGGUCCAGCAGGAACUGGAAAAACAGAAACUACCAAGGACAUGGGCCGCUGUUUGGGCAAAUAUGUUGUUGUCUUCAACUGCUCUGAUCAGAUGGAUUUCAGAGGACUUGGGCGCAUCUUUAAAGGUUUGGCCCAGUCUGGGUCUUGGGGCUGUUUUGAUGAGUUUAACCGAAUUGACCUGCCAGUACUCUCAGUGGCCGCUCAGCAGAUUGCCAUUGUACUGGGUUGCAAAAAAGAACGCAAAAAACAGUUCAUCUUUACUGAUGGUGAUGUUGUUGACAUGAAUCCUGAAUUUGGUAUUUUUCUUACAAUGAAUCCAGGGUAUGCUGGUCGACAAGAACUCCCUGAGAACCUGAAGAUCAACUUCCGCACAGUGGCCAUGAUGGUGCCUGACCGCCAGAUCAUUAUGCGAGUCAAACUGGCUUCUGUAGGCUUCAUUGAUAACAUUCUUUUGGCACAAAAGUUCUAUACUUUGUACAAAUUGUGUGAAGAACAACUCACCAAACAGGUACACUAUGAUUUUGGCUUACGCAAUAUUCUAUCAGUAUUGAGAACUCUGGGCUCUGUCAAGCGCCAAAGCCCCAGUGAGACUGAGCUGAAAAUAGUGAUGCAAGUGCUGCGCAAUAUGAAUCUCUCCAAGCUUGUUGACCAAGAUGAACCUUUGUUUUUGUCCCUCAUUGAUGACCUGUUUCCUGGCAUGAUACUGGACAAAGCUGGCUAUCCAGCUUUGGAGGCUUCAUUACAAAAAAAUGUUGAGAAAGAAAACCUUGUGUAUCAUCCACCGUGGAUUCUGAAGAUUAUACAACUGUUUGAGACCCAGAGAGUUCGCCAUGGAUUGAUGACUCUUGGCCCGUCGGGAGCUGGUAAGACAUGCUGUAUUCGAAUGCUGAUGAAGGCCUUGACCGACACCCAAGAACCUCACAGGGAAUGGCGUAUGAACCCAAAGGCCAUCACUGCCCCUCAGAUGUUUGGUCGUCUAGAUGUUGCCACCAAUGACUGGACUGAUGGCAUCUUCUCUACUCUCUGGCGCCGUACAACCAGGCUUAAGAAAGGUGAAAAUGUAUGGAUAGUCCUGGAUGGUCCAGUUGAUGCUGUCUGGAUUGAGAACCUCAAUUCUGUUCUUGAUGACAACAAGACCUUAACACUUGCCAAUGGGGAUCGCAUUCCAAUGGCUCCAAACAGCAAGAUCCUGUUUGAGCCACACAACAUUGACAAUGCCUCUCCAGCAACAGUGUCCCGAGUGGGCAUGGUCUAUAUGAGUAGUUCUGGGCUGCACUGGAAUCCUAUUUUAGCAGGAUGGCUGAAGCAAAGACCACCAGUUGAAGGAGAGGUCUUCAUGGCCUUAUUCACAAUGUCUUUCCCAGCGAUCUUGCAGUAUGCUGCACAGAAUCUCACAUAUAAAAUGGAUGUGUUGGAGUCUUUUCUUGUGACUCAGGCAACCAAGAUUCUAACAGGCCUCAUCCCUUUUGAUAAUGUCAAAGUCGACUGUGUGCCACUUUCAAAAACCCACUACGAGCACUUGUAUAUCUUUGCUGUCAUGUGGAGUGUUGGAGCCUUUCUGGAACUUAGUGAUCGCUUUAGAUUGGAGGAUUUCAUCAGAGGCAACCCGGACUUUCAUCUUGACCUUCCUGAGAUCCCAGCUAACUCAGAAUCUACUAUUUUUGAUUAUUUUGUGAGCAAAGAUGGAACCUGGAGACACUGGAAUGAUAAGGUGGUGGAGUAUUUGUACCCAAAAGACACCAUGCCCGAAUACUUAUCCAUCCUAGUGCCAAAUGUGGAUAAUGUGAGAACAGAAUUUCUCAUAAACAUAAUUGCCAAGCAGGAGAAAGCUGUGCUGCUGAUUGGGGAACAGGGCACUGCCAAGACAGUCAUGAUCACCAAAUACACAGAGAGCCUGGACCGAGAGUGCCACAUUUCCCAGUCAAUAAACUUUUCAUCUGCAACAACACCUUUGUUAUUCCAAAGGACUAUUGAGAGUUACAUUGAUAAACGUGUUGGAAACACCUAUGGCCCUCCAGCAGGCAAGAACAUGUCUGUGUUCAUUGAUGACAUCAACAUGCCAGUCAUUAAUGUUUGGGGAGACCAAGUGGCCAAUGAGAUUGUGCGCCAACUAAUGGAGAAUAAAGGCUUCUAUAGUCUGGAAAAACCAGGAGAAUUUACCAACAUUAUCGAUGUACAGAUUUUGGCUGCAAUGAUUCAACCGGGUGGAGGUCGUAAUGACAUUCCUCAGCGACUGAAGCGGCAGUUUGUUAUCUACAACUGCACAUUACCAUCCAAUACUUCCAUCGACAAGAUCUUUUCAGUUAUAGGGUGUGGCUAUUUCUGUGAAGAAUGGGGAUUCUCUAAGGAAGUGCAGGACUUAGUGACUCAGCUUGUGCCACUCACUCGCAGACUGUGGCAAGUAACCAAGAUAAAGAUGCUACCAACCCCCGCCAAGUUUCAUUAUGUAUUCAACCUGCGGGAUUUGUCGCGGAUCUGGCAAGGCAUGCUAAAUGUCAGUUCUUCUGUAGUCACCAAUGAGAAAGUCUUGAUUUCUCUCUGGAAGCAUGAAUGUUUCCGUGUGAUUGCAGACAGAUUUAUUGAUUUUGAAGACAUUCAGUGGUUUGAAAAGACAAUGAUCCAAGUAACCAAAGAAGAUUUAGGAGAUGGCUUGGUCGAGUUUUGUGAACCAAAUGACUACUUUGUGGAUUUUCUCAGGGAUGCACGAGAACCAGAAGGGGAAGAGGAGGUAGAUGCGGAGACGCCUAAAAUAUAUGAGAGUAUUGGCUCAUUUCAAAUUCUUGAGAAUCGACUUUUAUUCUACCAACAACAGUAUAAUCAAAUUAUUCGAGGCAGUGCCUUGGAUUUGGUGUUCUUCACGGAUGCUAUGAUUCAUCUGGUGAAAAUCUCACGCAUAAUACGUACACCAAAAGGUCAUGCUCUGCUUGUUGGUGUGGGGGGCUCUGGCAAACAGUCUUUAAGUCGCCUUGCUUCAUUUAUAGCUGGAUAUAAAUCAUUCCAGAUUACUCUUACCAGAUCCUACAACAUAAACAAUCUACUGGAUGACUUAAAAUACCUUUAUCGAACUGCUGGUGAAGGCAAAGGCAUCACAUUCAUUUUCACAGACAAUGAAGUCAAAGAUGAAAGCUUCUUGGAGUAUCUAAACAACAUGCUAUCUUCUGGUGUUGUUCCAAACCUGUUUGCCCGAGAUGAAAGGGAUGAGAUCCUUGGUAAUUUGGCGUUUCUGAUGAAGAAAACAUUUCCAAAACAGCCACCAACACAAGAGAACCUUCAAGAAUUCUUCUUCUUUUUAACACGCCAGAAUCUCCAUGUAGUUCUGUGCUUUUCACCAGUGGGUGAGAAAUUCCGACAGAGAUCCCUUAAGUUUCCUGGCCUUAUCUCUGGCUGCACCAUUGACUGGUUUCAGCGUUGGCCUAAAGAUGCUCUGAUCGCAGUGGCUGACUACUUCCUGUCUGAAUUCAAAAUUGUGGCCUCAGACAAGAUAAGACAAGAAAUUAUCUAUACCAUGGGGUCUACCCAUGAUGGUGUUGCUCAAGGUUGUGCAGAGUAUUUUCAAAGGUAUCGACGCACAACACAUGUCACUCCAAAGUCUUACUUGUCCUUCUUGGAGGGUUACAAGACUGUCUACAGUGCCAAGAAAAAAACGAUUGGUGCUUUGGCUAGUAACAUGAAAACAGGCUUACAAAAACUGGAGGAGGCAUCUCAGUCAAUUAGGUUGUUGAGCUUGGAACUGGUGGAGAAGGAGAAAGAGCUGGAGGUAGCUUCCUUCAAAGCAGAGGAGGUUUUAAAAGUGGUUGCCUCAAAGGCAGAGGCUGCUCAAAAGGUGAAGAGACAAGUGCUGAAGGUAAAAGACAAGGCCCAAGCCAUAGUAGAGGGCAUUAAUGCGGACAAAGUUGUGGCUGAGGCAAAGCUGGAGGCAGCUCGCCCAGCCCUGGAAGAGGCUGAGGCAGCACUGAACACCAUCAAGCCUGCAGACAUUGCCACUGUCAGGAAGCUGGGAAAGCCCCCACAUCUCAUCAUGCGUAUCAUGGACUGUGUGCUUAUUCUCUUUCGCCAAAGGAUGGAUCCAGUUAAGGUGGAUCCACAUAAACCACAGUUUCUCAAACCUUCCUGGUCUUCCUCCUUGAAGGGUGGCUUCUUGGCUACUCUGAUGGACUUUGCCAAGGACACCAUUAACGAUGAAGUGGUGGAGCUGCUUGAGCCAUACUUUUCUUCAGAUGACUAUGUCCUUGAGCAAGCCAAAAAGGUCUGUGGUAAUGUUGCUGGUUUGUUGUCCUGGACAAAGGCUAUGGCUGGCUUUUUUAUCAUCAACAAGGAGGUGCUGCCUCUGAAGGCAAACUUAGCGAUUCAGGAAGCACGGCUAACGGUUGCUAUGACAAGUCUGGGUAAGGCUCAGCAUAUCCUUAAUGCGAAGGAGAACGAACUUGCUUUGGUCCAGGCUGACUUUGAAAAGGCCAUAAGUGAAAAGCAGGUGUUGAUAUCAAAUGCUGAGAAUUGCCGCAACAAAAUGAGUACUGCAACAACUCUUAUCAAUGGUUUGUCUGGUGAGAAAAUCCGAUGGACGACACAAAGCAAGGAGUUUAAAGAACAGAUUAGAAGGCUUGUUGGUGAUGUGCUUAUGUGCACUGGUUUCCUUUCUUAUCUGGGUCCUUUCAAUCAAGACUUUCGUCUACAACUGCAGAAAAACUGGAUGAAGGAAAUGAGGCAUCGUGACAUUCCUUUUACAGAAUCACUUGUCAUUGCGGAGAUGCUUAUUGAACCAACCACCGUUGCUGAAUGGACUUUGGAGGGACUCCCUAGUGAUGAACUGUCCACACAGAAUGCCAUCAUUGUGACACAGGCUUCACGCUAUCCACUGCUUAUUGAUCCCCAGGGUCAGGGGAAGGUGUGGAUUAAGAAUCAUGAGGAGAAAAACAAGAUGAAGGUCACAAGCUUAAAUCAUAAAUAUUUCCGUAACCAUUUGGAAGAUGCCCUUUCUUCGGGCCUCCCGCUCCUGAUUGAAGACAUAGGAGAGGAGUUGGACCCAGCCCUAGACAAUGUUUUGGAGAAGAACUUCAUUAAAAUGGGGUCAUCUUACAAAGUGCAAGUUGGCGACAAAGAGGUGCAUUUGAUGAAGAGUUUUACUUUGUACAUCACCACUAAGUUGCCAAACCCCAUUUACACUCCUGAAAUUUCUGCUAGAACGUCUGUCAUUGAUUUCACUGUCACUGUCAAAGGCUUGGAAGACCAGCUCCUGGGAAGAGUCAUUCUGAAGGAAAAAGCAGAACUGGAGAGAGAGCGAGUAGAGCUGGUUGAGGAAGUGAUGGCCAACAAGAAGAAAAUGAAAGAGUUAGAGGACAACCUCUUAUUCCGACUUACAUCAACAAAGGGCAGCUUAGUGGACGAUGAGGAUCUCAUUAAUGUUUUGGCUAUUACCAAAACAACUGCCCAGCAUGUCCACCAGAAACUUGAAUAUGCAGCAGAGACCGCAGAAAAGAUCAGCUCCACCCGAGAAGAGUACCGCCCUGUGGCCACCAGGGGCAGUAUCCUAUACUUCCUGAUCGUGGAGAUGAGUUUUGUCAACUGCAUGUAUCAGACCUCUUUGUACCAAUUCCUGGAAAUUUUUGACCAGUCCUUGAAAAAUUCUCAGAAAUCACCCGCUACACAAAAGCGCAUUUCAAACAUCAUUGACUAUAUGAUGUUCAAGGUGUUCAAUUAUGCUGUUCAGGGGCUGUAUGAGGCAGACAAGCUGACCUUCACCCUGCUUUUAGCUCUGAAAAUUGACUUGCAGUCUAAGAAAGUAAAGAAGGAGGAAUUUGAUGUUCUUAUCAAAGGUGGGGCAGCCCUGGACCUUAAAAGUGCGCCCCCCAAAACUUCUAAAUGGAUCACUGAUCUAACCUGGCUGAAUCUUGUAGGGCUGAGUGGUCUGCACGAGUUCUCUGGCAUUAUUUCCCAGAUUUCAGGCAAUGAAAAGCAGUGGAAGCAAUGGUUUGACAAGGAUGCUCCAGAACAGGAGGUGAUACCUGAUGGCUAUGAUGUGUCUCUGGACAUAUUCCGACGGCUCCUUUUAAUUCGCUGUUGGUGCCCAGACCGCACAUUACCACAAGCCAAGAACUACAUUGCUGAUGCUCUAGGCCCCACUUUUGCAGAAGGAAUCGUACUCAACAUGGAAAAUGUGUGGCAAGAAAGUAUACCACAAACACCAUUGGUGGGUCUUUUGUCAAUGGGAUCAGACCCCACAAACAGCAUAGAGGCUCUUGCCAAAAAGCACUCUUUAGAAUGCCGAGCUAUCUCCAUGGGUCAGGGUCAGGAAGUGCAUGCCCGAAAAAUGAUGCAGCUUUACAUGGUCAGUGGGGGCUGGUUGCUGCUGCAGAACUGUCACCUGUCCCUUGACUAUGUGUCAGAGGCCAUGGAAACAAUUCUAGAUGCACAUCACAUUCACGAUUCUUUCCGACUGUGGGUCACUACAGAAGGCACUCCAAAGUUUCCAAUCAGCUUUCUUCAGAGUUCUAUCAAGUUUACCUGUGAGCCACCCCAGGGUGUGAAGGCGGGGCUUCUGAGAACUUAUGGUGGCAUCACCCAGGAAAUGCUGGACUACACCAACCUGCCUCAGUGGCUUCCAAUGCUGUAUGGUAUUGGCUUCCUGCACACUGUGGUACAAGAACGGCGAAAGUUUGGUCCUCUCGGCUGGAAUAUCCCCUAUGAGUUUAAUACAUCUGACUACAAUGCCAGUGUGCAGUUUGUGCAAACCCACCUCGAUGACAUGGACAUUAAAAAGGGGGUCAAUUGGAUCUGUGUGCGCUACAUGUUAGGGGAGAUCCAGUAUGGAGGUCGUGUGACUGAUGACUUCGACAAGCGUCUGCUGAAUACUUACUGCCGAGUGUGGUUUGGAGAGGACCUGUUUAAACCAACUUUUAAUUUCUACAAGGGCUAUAUCAUUCCACCGGCCAGGAUUUGUCAAGACUAUCUGCUUUAUAUCAAUUCACUGCCUGCUUCGGACAAACCCGAGAUCUUUGGUCUACAUUCCAAUGCUGAUAUUACGUACCAGACCAAGACUUCUGAGGCUGUUCUUACUUCCAUCCUGAACAUUCAGCCCAAGGACUCAGGGGGCAUGGGGGGUGAGACACGUGAGUCAGUGGUGUAUAACAUGUGCACAGACAUGGAGGGGAAGCUGCCACCACCCUAUGUCUCCCAUGAAGUUGUGGCGUGCCUGAAGAGGAUGGGCAUCCUGCAGCCUAUGAACAUCUUCCUGCGGCAAGAGAUAGAUCGCAUGAACAAGGUGAUCAAAACUGUAAGUGCCACUCUCAAGGACCUGAAGCUGGCAAUUGAUGGUACUAUCAUCAUGAGUGAAAACCUGACGGAUGCCCUGGACAGUAUCUAUGAUGCUCGCAUCCCUAGCAUCUGGCUCAGGAUGUCCUGGGAAUCAAGUACCUUGGGCUUCUGGUUCACAGAACUGAUUGACCGCAAUUUACAGUUUUGCACCUGGUGUUUCAAAGGCCGCCCCAAGAUUUUCUGGAUGACGGGGUUCUUCAAUCCACAGGGCUUCCUUACAGCAAUGAGACAGGAGGUGACUCGCGCUCACAAAGGCUGGGCGCUAGACAACGUAAUUCUGCAGAACCAAGUCACCAAGAUGAUGAAAGACGAAGUCCGCACUGAACCGGUGGAGGGCGUGUACGUUUAUGGCCUGUACUUGGAAGGGGCCGGCUGGGACCGCCGCUACUCCAAGCUGGUAGAGUCCCGCAACAAAAUUCUCUCUGAGAUCAUGCCCGUCAUCCACAUCUUUGCCAAUAACACGGCCUCUAGCGAGUCCAGUCAUUACGUGUGCCCCAUCUACAAGAAGCCGCGCCGUACUGAUCUGACCUUCGUGGCCACCGUCACCCUCAGGUCCUCACAGCACUCAGACCGCUGGAUCCUUCGUGGCGUCGCUUUGCUGUGCGACAUCAAGUGAUUCAAGAGUCUUCACGCUUCAGGACAAGUCUUGUUUUCGUUUACCUGACAAAAGUUGUUUUUUGUUCGUUUUACGAAAUUCUUGACGCAUUAAUUAUCGUACUUUCAUACUGUCCUCCUAACUUUAGCUGUAUGCGGAAACAUGACUAGGUAUAUAUUUAAAUUCAAUGUGUAUAAUAUUGAAGAUUUACACGUCUACAUAACAAAGUGAUAGGAUAGUUCAGAACAAUCACAGACCAUAUUUAUAUUAGCUCUAGCAUGAAAACUGGCUAAGUAUUAACUUACAUUAUCUGACAAACUCACAUUCUCUAGAUUGAUAAUAUUCGUAGCGUCCCCAUAAUUCUGAAAGCAUUUUACUUGUAUUUACGAUUUUCUGCGUUAAUAAAGAAAUGUUAAUAA
This is a messenger RNA of Pomacea canaliculata, 12262 nucleotides long. RefSeq names its product dynein heavy chain 5, axonemal-like. The transcript has 55 exons. Gene Ontology annotation, molecular function: ATP binding; minus-end-directed microtubule motor activity; dynein intermediate chain binding. Lineage: Eukaryota; Metazoa; Mollusca; Gastropoda; Architaenioglossa; Ampullariidae. Gene Ontology annotation, cellular component: dynein complex. The record is from RefSeq and is a predicted model, not a curated record. Bases 36 to 11864 code for a protein of 3942 amino acids. Gene Ontology annotation, biological process: microtubule-based movement.